CGGUGUCCGUGUUUUGCUCCAGUUCAUCUCCUCCUCCCUUGGGACAGGGAAGAGAAAUGGCUGCAGAGGAGCCCGUUCAGGGGCCGGUGAUCUUCGAGGAGGUGGCUGUGUAUUUCACGAGGAAAGAGUGGGCUCUGCUGGACCCUGCCCAGAGAGCCCUCUACAGGGAUGUCAUGCAGGAGAACUAUGAGAAUGUGACCUCGCUGGCAGGGUUUCCUGUUUCCAAACCUGAUGUGAUCUCCCAGCUGGAACGAGGGGAGGAGCCGUGGGUCCUGGAUCUCCAAGGCUCUGAGGAAGGAGAGAUCCUGAGAGCUGCCUGCGCUGCAGGUGCUGGGAUGGUGAGUGAGAACAAAGAGCUGAAUCCUCAGCAGGAAGAUGCUGAGCAAGUAGAACCACAUGGGGAAUUAUCACAAGGAUCCCAAGGGAAUGUGUCCAGGCGUUGUGUGAAGGGGAAAGCCUGUGAGAGUCAGCACAGGCCAGAGAGGCAGCAGGGAAACCAGCUAGGCGAGAAGCUUGGUAAAUCCAUUAAUUGUCAGGAGACUCUCAGAGACCUCAAGGAAAUCACAGCCCAGCAGAGAACACCCACAGGAGAGAGGAAAAACACAUGCACCGUGUGUGGGAAGCACUUCAGUAGCCGCUCAGACCUUAUGAAACAUGAGCGAAUCCACACAGGAGAGAGGCCCUAUGGAUGCGGGGUGUGCGGGAAAACCUUCAGCCAGAGCUCCCACCUUGUUCGGCAUCAGAGGAUCCACUCAGGGGAGAGACCCCAUGAGUGCGGCAAGUGUGGGAAACUGUUCACGCUGAGCUCCGCCCUCACUAGACACCAGAGGAUCCACACGGGAGAGCGACCUUGUGAAUGCCAUGAGUGUGGGAAAAACUUCACUGACAGCUCCGCUCUUAUUAAUCACCAGAGGACCCACACAGGAGAACGACCCUAUACGUGUAGUGAGUGCGGGAAACAGUUCACUCGGAGCUCAGGUCUUAUUAUACAUCAGAGGAUCCACACAGGAGAGAGGCCCUUUGAGUGCUGCGAAUGCGGGAAAAGCUUCACUGUCAACUCAGACCUAAUUAAUCAUCAGAGGAUCCACACAGGAGAGAGGCCCCAUGAAUGCUGUGAGUGCAGGAAAAGCUUCACUCAGAGUUCAGCCCUUAUUAGACAUCAGAGGAUCCACACGGGGGAGCGACCGUAUAAAUGUUGUGAGUGCGGGAAAAGCUUCACUGUCAAGUCAGAUCUGAUUGGACAUCAGAGAAUCCACACGGGAGAGAUCCCCUAUAAAUGCUCUGAGUGUGGGAAAACUUUCACUCAGAGAUCAGCCCUUAUUACACAUCAGAGGAUCCACACGGGAGAGCGGCCCUAUGAAUGCCGUGAAUGCGGGAAAAAAUUCACUGUCAAGUCAGACCUUAAUAGACAUCAGAGGGUCCACACGGGAGAGCGCCCCUAUGAGUGCUCUGAGUGCGGGAAACGAUUCAGUCAGAAAUCAAACCUUAGCGCACAUCAGACAAGCCACACAGGAGAAACACCUUAUCAGUGCUGUGAGUGCGGGAAAAGCUUCAGCGUGAGCUCAGCCCUUAUAAUACAUCAGAGAAUUCACACAGGAGAGAGACCCUAUCAAUGCUCAGUGUGCAGGAAAAGUUUCAUCCGCAACUCACACCUGAAUAGACAUCAGAAUCUCCACCGGAGAGAGCGACAGCAUCAAAACUUUGUGUAGGGCAGAGAAAAGAUUAUUUUUUAAAAUACGUUUGCUAAUUCCCACACAGUAACCUUUCGGUUUGUUGGCACCAUUUGUGUCACCCUGUUCUCUCAGCUCGCUCAUGUAAGUUGCCCACUUUUGCCUUUUGGCAGGUUGGCCUUCUCCGGGGUGAAUUACUUAAGGAGACAAGUUGUGUAACCUUUUACCCAAUUAGACUGAAUGGAUCGCUGACUUCCCCACUUCUCUGCAAAGCGAAGAGGUAUGAUGUCUGUCAGGAGAGGCCCACAGUUCUUUUUAUGAAUGGCAAUGGAUGUCUGAGCUAAUAGGUAGCUUUUCUGUUAUUUUUAUAGGAGCUGAAACUCCUCUUCCUUUUUAGAGGAAGCUCAUGGGCACAGUUGAUCCUUUUAACCCUCAAGCCAGGGUAUGGAAACCCUCCCCUGGUGGUCUUUGGAUUUCUUUUAUUUUGGAGAUCUUUGGGCUUCAGACCUCCAGAGUGCAUGGGGUUCACAGCAAUCGAUAUUUUAAGAAAACUGCCAGGUGAAGUGGGACUCUUCCAAACUGACGAGAGCCCAAAGUCUGCCUCGUGUGAAAUGGAUCAGCCCACAGUGUCCGUAACCAAGGCGUCCCUCACUCCACAUUUGCCUGUAGACUUCAGGCAAGUGACUGCAAUGAACGGUGAGCUAGAAUGCUCAACCACGAAGUACCAAGGUAAAGGUGGAAGCCCUUUUGCACCAGAAAGACGGACAGUCCAGGACUCCCAGACUGAUCCCCUCUGGGGAAAGAAGUUGUAACAUCAACACAAGGACCUAUCUCCUUGUACCUG
This is a messenger RNA of Chelonoidis abingdonii (Abingdon island giant tortoise), 2514 nucleotides long. Lineage: Eukaryota; Metazoa; Chordata; Testudines; Testudinidae. The record is from RefSeq and is a predicted model, not a curated record.